Molecule: messenger RNA, 2065 nt
Organism: Achroia grisella
Lineage: Eukaryota; Metazoa; Arthropoda; Insecta; Lepidoptera; Pyralidae
Gene: qless
Product: all trans-polyprenyl-diphosphate synthase PDSS1
Exons: 8
Coding region: 59-1339 (426 amino acids)
Biological process (GO): ubiquinone biosynthetic process; isoprenoid biosynthetic process
Cellular component (GO): mitochondrion; transferase complex
Molecular function (GO): prenyltransferase activity
Source: RefSeq, a predicted model, not a curated record
UGUAUGAAAGUGGGGAGGAAAAGGCGAACGUCUGUGUUUAAUGUGUGUAAUGUAGUUCAUGUCCUCAAGCGUUAUAACUAUGGCGUGUUUAACUUCGAGUAGGCUCUGUGCUCGUGUUCAAGAUAAGUUACUGUGUCAAUUUGGACAUAAAGUUCGAAGACAGACUGUAUUUGUGAAACUCAAACCUCCUGGACCAUCCCCGUUACGAAUAUUCGGAAAGACAUGUCAGAGAGUAACAACCUGCGGCCCGCCUUGUGGGUCAUCGAGUACCAGUGCAACCGCGGGGUUGGUUCGUCGCUUGGCAUCUAGUCUCCAGAGCACAAACACUGGCUCAUUACCUGACUAUGGCACACAGAUCGUCGACCCCUAUCGUUUACUUGAAGAUGACCUCAACGGAAUAUACGAAGAUAUUCGAGCGGAGCUCGAGAAAAACACAAACCAGACAGAACUGAACACCAUAGCUACCUACUACUUCGAUGGACAGGGCAAAGCUCUAAGGCCGAUGGUCGCCAUACUGAUGGCGAGGGCCGUUAAUUAUCACGUUUAUGGAGAAAAUAGUGCAUUGCUGACUUCACAACGGCAUGUAGCAAUGAUAAGCGAGAUGAUACACUCGGCGUCACUGAUACACGACGACGUCAUCGACCAGAGUGACUUCCGUCGCGGGAAGCCCUCCGUCAACGUGCUCUGGAACCAUAAAAAGGUGGCGAUGGCCGGCGACUUCAUCCUCGCCGUGGCGUCGAUGAUGAUAGCUCGCUUGCGCAGCGAUGAAGUCACACUCGUACUUAGCCAGGUGGUUACAGACCUAGUGCAGGGCGAGUUCAUGCAGCUCGGUAGCAAGGAGACUGAAAACGAGCGGUUUGCGCACUACCUCACAAAGACCUACAGGAAAACAGCAUCACUCAUAGCCAAUUCUGUUAAAGCGGUGGCCUUACUCAGUGGCGCGGAUGAGAGUACAAGCGAGCUGGCGUUCCAAUACGGACGCAACCUUGGGCUAUCGUUCCAGCUGGUGGAUGACUUGCUGGACUUCGUAUCAUCGGCGCAAGCGAUGGGCAAACCAACAGCCGCUGACCUCAAACUCGGACUGGCCACAGCGCCUGUACUCUUUGCCUGCGAAAAGUACCCAGAGCUAAAUCCAAUGAUAAUGAGGCGGUUCCAAGAGGCGGGCGACGUGGAGAAGGCGUUUGAGUUGGUGCACAAGUCCCGCGGCUUGGAGCAGACACGCUUCCUGGCACGCAAACACGGUGCGGAGGCGGCGCGCCUGGCCGCCGAGCUCGCUGACUCGCCCUACCAGAAGGGGCUCGUCAUCACCGCCGACCUCGUGCUCAAUAGGAUUAAAUAGCACCCCACCUCCCAAACACUAGAUAAUGUAUUCUAAGUAUUCGCGGUUCGAGUGCGAUACCUAUUACGGUUCGUACUUCGGACCCACGUUUUCAAAGUAGUUUUUGGACUACACUCGACUACUCCUAAGAGUACUUUGAAAAUAUUAGUACCUGUCUUGUGUACCCUUUAGCAUAGUCUAAAGGUUUAGAGACACUACAGUUUAGUUGCCUUCGAGGUGAAGGCUGUACGUGAGAGACGUUGUAGUUGUAAAUGAGUAUGUAGCGGUCGGGCGGCCGGGCUGGUGCGGCAGUGCGGACGAUGGUGCCUCGACCUUCAUACAUGACGAGAUAUUAUCAUAAAUAUUUUACGUCAACUUAUAUACCAUGUGCCCUGAUAAAUAUAUGCAUUAUAUUCCAUAUACAUAUAGUAUUGUAUGUAGUUUUAUUAUGAUAUAAUCAGUCAGACUGACCUAUUGUUGACGUCGCUCACGCGACAUAUUAAAAAUUAUAUUACAUAUAGCAUUAUGUAUAGUAAUUUAUACAAUUGAUAUUUGUACUUUUCUUUUUAUGUAUCCCUCACUUUUGUGACCUGAUUUAUUUUAAGAUUUUCUAUGACAGUACUUUAAAUACCGUGUGCUAUCUGCUAUUAUUAUAACCAGGCUUUCUAGCUGGUGAGCGUGUGUGACAACUCGUUACCAAAUACCGCUGUACAUAAAUGUACAAUAGGCUCAAUUGUUAUAUAUAUU